Hypanus sabinus (Atlantic stingray) is the source of this 2289-nucleotide messenger RNA. It is a transcript of the gene map3k3, whose product is annotated as mitogen-activated protein kinase kinase kinase 3. The transcript has 17 exons. Gene Ontology annotation, molecular function: ATP binding; protein kinase activity; protein binding. Gene Ontology annotation, biological process: protein phosphorylation. Lineage: Eukaryota; Metazoa; Chordata; Chondrichthyes; Myliobatiformes; Dasyatidae. Bases 394 to 2274 code for a protein of 626 amino acids. The record is from RefSeq and is a predicted model, not a curated record.
CAGGUUGGCGUUGCAGGGGGUUGGGGGGGACUGUUGGGAUUUGCUAUUGAACGGAUGAUCGUUCGUUGUGCAGCCGUCUGCAGGACGUGGGUACAGUUCUGGGGGCUGGGGCCCCUCUGACUUUCAAGCCGCCAUGGAGACGAAGGGAGGCACGCUGCGUCAAGGCUGAUUCUGCAGGAAGUGUGGGGUGCGGGGCCCAGAGCCCCGGGAUAAACCGGAGCCUGGAGCAAGAAGAACACAGCCCUCGGUGGGAUACAGAGGCAAGCCGAAGUGGGCCGGAAUAGAGUGAAACCCGAAGCGCUUGGACCAGGAGACAACAGUGCAGAUGCCUUUUGAAGAGCAGAAGUUCUACACAGACGUGAAUUGAAUUUACAGUACCUGCCUACUUCAAACAUGGAUGAGCAGGAAGCUUUAAAGUCCAUCAUGAAGGACCUUGUUGCCCUGCAAAUGGGACGAAGGAGUCGAAUGAGUGGCUAUGAUAGUGUGAAGAGCAAAGGCAACACCCAUGCUAAUAAACAGAAUGACGUCCGAAUAAAGUUUGAACAUAAUGGUGAAAGAAGAAUCAUACAGUUCAGCCGGCCAGUCAAAUAUGAGGAACUGCACCAGAAAGUCAAGACGGUAUUUGGACAGCAAAUGGACUUAAAUUACACAAACAAUGAGUUACUAAUUGCUUUACGAAGCCAGGAUGAUCUUGAUAAAGCCAUUGAUCUGCUUGAUCGAAGUUUCAGCAUGAAGAGUCUGAAAAUUUUGCUUGUAGCUCAGGAGAAAAACCAUACAUCACAUGCGCCUUCAGCUGUUACCAAACAGGUCCGUAUUAAGGCCUCUCAAUCUGUUGGAGACAUUCUCAGCACCAUCUACCAGCCAGCAGAAUCUCGUGGCAGGCAUCUCUCUGUUAGUUCUCAGAACACCGGUCGAAGCUCACCGCCCCCAGGAUAUGUUCCAGAGCGACAGCAGCGGAUAGCUCGCCAAGGAUCCUACACCAGCAUUCAUAGUGAGGGGGAGUUCAUACCUGAGAACAUGGAACAGUGUAUAUAUGAGCCUCAGAGCAGUACUGAAAACUCAAUAUCAAGCAGCUGCCAGUCUUUGGAUAGGCGAGCGGAAAGUCCAUCAUAUCGGAAGUCUCGUAUGUCCAGAGCGCAGAGCUACCCUGACAACAGACAACUAUACUUGGAUCGUGAAAAUCAUGUUCCAGAUAAGGCUGGAAAAGGAGGGACCUAUCCCCGACAUUUCCACAUACCACUGCACCAAAAGGAUUAUGGUGACGGGCGGAGAACGUUUCCGAGAAUUCGCCGACAGCAGGGGAACUUGUUCACUCUUGUGCCAUCCAGUCGGUCACUAAGUACAAAUGGAGAGAACAUGGGUUUAGCAGCUCAGUACAUGGACAGCCGAGGGAGAAUCCGCAGCGGAGACAGUGAAAGCACGCUCUCAGUACAGGAGAGGAAUGUUUCCACUAAAUCCCCAAGUGCACCUACCAACUGGAGAAGAGGGAAGCUGCUCGGCCAGGGAGCAUUUGGACGUGUAUAUCUCUGUUACGAUGUAGACACAGGAAGGGAACUUGCUGCAAAGCAGGUUCAGUUUGACCCUGACAGUCUUGAGACCAGCAAGGAAGUAAGCGCUUUGGAGUGUGAGAUCCAGUUACUGAAGAACCUGCAGCACGAGCGGAUAGUGCAAUACUACGGCUGCCUGCGUGAAAAAGCAGAGAGGACUCUUUCAAUUUUCAUGGAGUAUAUGCCUGGGGGCUCAGUUAAGGACCAAUUGAAAGCAUAUGGAGCACUGACUGAGAAUGUGACCCGAAAAUACACCAGGCAGAUUCUAGAAGGGGUGUCAUACCUCCAUAGUAAUAUGAUUGUACAUCGGGAUAUAAAAGGAGCUAACAUCCUGCGAGAUUCUGCAGGAAAUGUAAAGCUGGGUGACUUUGGAGCAAGCAAACGACUGCAGACAAUAUGCAUGUCAGGGACAGGGAUUCGCUCAGUCACUGGGACACCGUACUGGAUGAGCCCAGAGGUUAUCAGUGGUGAAGGCUAUGGAAGGAAAGCUGAUGUGUGGAGCCUGGGAUGUACAGUGGUGGAGAUGCUUACAGAAAAACCUCCCUGGGCAGAGUAUGAAGCGAUGGCUGCCAUUUUCAAAAUUGCCACUCAACCGACAAAUCCCCAGCUGCCUCCUCACAUCUCAGAUCACUGCAAGGACUUCCUGAAGAAAAUAUUUGUGGAUGCCAAACAAAGGCCAUCAGCAGAGGAGCUGUUCAGAAACCCAUUUGUGCAGAUCGCUCACUAACUGAGUCUGGAACUA